GCAGGCACUCACACAGACACGCACACCCACAUAAGAAGCAGAGCAGCAGCAAGAGGGCAGAAGAAAAAAACGCAAACAAAAUUCUUUGAAAAGCUCAUUUUAAGCAAGUUCCCAAGCAUAAGAGAGCGAGAGCUAGUGAGAGAGAGAGAACUGCACGAUGACCGAUUCAAAGUAUUUUACGACCACCAAAAAGGGCGAAAUCUUCGAGCUCAAAUCGGAGCUGAACAAUGACAAAAAGGAGAAGAAGAAGGAGGCCGUCAAGAAGGUGAUAGCCAGCAUGACCGUUGGCAAGGAUGUCUCUGCCCUGUUUCCGGACGUUGUAAAUUGCAUGCAAACGGAUAAUCUUGAGCUGAAGAAACUCGUUUAUUUGUAUUUGAUGAACUAUGCCAAAUCGCAACCAGAUAUGGCGAUAAUGGCAGUGAAUACAUUUGUCAAGGAUUGUGAGGACUCGAAUCCCUUGAUUCGUGCGCUGGCCGUAAGAACUAUGGGUUGCAUACGCGUGGAUAAGAUCACGGAAUAUCUAUGCGAACCAUUGCGCAAGUGCCUGAAGGACGAGGAUCCCUAUGUACGUAAAACAGCAGCCGUUUGUGUUGCCAAACUGUAUGACAUCUCGGCAACAAUGGUGGAGGAUCAGGGCUUUCUGGAUCAGUUGAAGGAUCUGUUGUCCGACUCGAAUCCCAUGGUGGUGGCCAAUGCAGUGGCAGCGCUAAGCGAAAUCAACGAGGCCAGUCAGUCGGGCCAACCGCUCGUCGAGAUGAAUUCGGUGACAAUUAAUAAACUAUUGACGGCACUCAAUGAGUGCACCGAAUGGGGACAGGUCUUCAUCUUGGACUCGCUGGCCAACUAUAGUCCCAAGGAUGAGCGAGAGGCGCAAUCGAUCUGCGAGAGAAUUACACCACGCUUGGCCCAUGCCAAUGCCGCUGUUGUGCUCAGCGCUGUCAAGGUGCUCAUGAAACUGCUGGAGAUGCUGUCGAGUGAUAGCGAUUUCUGCGCCACGCUGACCAAGAAAUUGGCUCCACCUCUGGUUACGCUGCUCUCCUCAGAGCCGGAGGUGCAAUAUGUUGCACUGCGCAACAUCAAUUUGAUCGUGCAGAAGCGUCCGGACAUCCUUAAGCAUGAGAUGAAGGUGUUCUUCGUGAAGUAUAACGAUCCCAUCUAUGUGAAGCUGGAGAAACUGGAUAUUAUGAUACGUUUGGCCAAUCAGAGCAACAUCGCCCAGGUCCUGAGUGAGCUGAAGGAGUAUGCCACCGAGGUGGAUGUGGACUUUGUACGCAAAGCUGUGCGUGCGAUAGGACGUUGCGCCAUCAAGGUGGAACCAUCCGCCGAGCGUUGUGUAUCCACUCUGCUGGACCUCAUUCAGACCAAGGUCAACUAUGUUGUUCAGGAGGCCAUUGUCGUUAUCAAGGACAUCUUCCGCAAGUAUCCCAAUAAGUAUGAGAGUAUCAUUAGUACACUGUGCGAGAAUCUGGAUACUUUGGAUGAGCCAGAGGCGCGCGCCUCGAUGGUCUGGAUUAUUGGCGAAUAUGCCGAGCGCAUUGACAAUGCGGACGAGCUGCUCGAUAGCUUCCUGGAGGGUUUCCAGGAUGAGAAUGCUCAGGUGCAGCUGCAAUUGCUAACAGCUGUAGUGAAACUGUUUCUCAAACGCCCAUCGGACACCCAGGAGCUGGUGCAGCAUGUCCUCUCGCUUGCCACCCAGGAUUCCGAUAACCCAGAUUUGCGUGAUCGCGGCUUUAUCUACUGGCGUCUGCUCUCCACCGAUCCGGCUGCCGCUAAGGAGGUGGUGCUCGCCGACAAGCCGCUCAUCUCGGAGGAAACGGAUCUGCUCGAGCCGACGCUGCUCGACGAGCUCAUCUGUCACAUUAGCUCGCUGGCCAGUGUCUAUCACAAGCCACCAACAGCAUUUGUGGAAGGUCGCGGCGCUGGCGUACGCAAAUCUCUGCCAAACCGUGCCGCGGGCUCUGGCAAUGCGAAUGCUGACCAGUCGGGCGAACCUGGCCAAGGAUCCGAGUCUAUGGUCAUACCUAAUCAAGAAUCGCUCAUUGGUGAUCUGCUCUCCAUGGAUAUCAAUGCGCCUGCCAUGCCCGCAGCACCGGCCUCGACAACCAGCAAUGUGGAUCUGCUCGGUGGUGGACUGGACAUACUACUGGGUGGUCCGCCGGCACCUGUAGACUCAGUUGCUCCAGCUGGCGGUGCCAGCAGCCUGCUGGGUGACAUCUUCGGCCUGGCUGGCACCUCACUGUCGGUGGGCGUGCAGAUACCCAAGGUCACCUGGCUGCCAGCCGAAAAGGGCAAAGGCCUAGAGAUCCAGGGCACCUUCUCGCGACGCAAUGGCGAAAUCUACAUGGACAUGACCCUCACCAACAAAGCAAUGCAGCCGAUGACGAACUUUGCCAUUCAGCUGAACAAGAACAGCUUUGGCUUGGUGCCCGCCUCGCCCCUGCAGGCACCACCCCUGCCACCCAAUCAGUCCACGGAAGUCAGCUUGGCGUUGGCCACCAGCGGACCGAUUCAGCGCAUGGAACCAUUGAACAACCUUCAGGUGGCCGUUAAAAACAACAUCGAUAUCUUCUAUUUCGCCUGCUUGGUGCACGGCAACGUGCUGUUCGCCGAGGACGGGCAGCUGGAUAAGCGUGUGUUCCUGAACACGUGGAAGGAGAUACCCGCUGCCAAUGAGCUGCAAUACAGCCUGAGCGGUGUCAUUGGCACCACCGAUGGCAUCGCCUCCAAGAUGACCACCAACAACAUCUUCACCAUUGCCAAGCGUAAUGUCGAGGGUCAGGAUAUGCUCUAUCAAUCCUUGAAGCUGACGAACAACAUUUGGGUCCUGCUCGAGCUGAAACUUCAGCCGGGCAAUCCGGACGCAACGCUCAGUCUCAAAUCUCGCUCCGUGGAGGUGGCCAACAUUAUCUUCGCUGCCUACGAGGCCAUUAUACGGUCACCCUAAACAAAUCGAACACCAACAACAUUUAUGAAAUUACAAAUAAUCUAUUAGUGUUAUAUGUCUCGAUAUAUAACUGAAAUAUCU
Molecule: messenger RNA, 3025 nt
Organism: Drosophila navojoa
Lineage: Eukaryota; Metazoa; Arthropoda; Insecta; Diptera; Drosophilidae
Gene: AP-1-2beta
Product: adaptor protein complex 1/2, beta subunit
Biological process (GO): intracellular protein transport; vesicle-mediated transport
Cellular component (GO): membrane coat; clathrin adaptor complex
Molecular function (GO): clathrin binding
Source: RefSeq, a predicted model, not a curated record